Solanum pennellii is the source of this 948-nucleotide messenger RNA. RefSeq names its product E3 ubiquitin-protein ligase RHA2B-like. The record is from RefSeq and is a predicted model, not a curated record. The transcript has a single exon. NCBI's taxonomy places the organism in Eukaryota, Viridiplantae, Streptophyta, Magnoliopsida, Solanales, Solanaceae. Bases 339 to 836 code for a protein of 165 amino acids.
CAUAUUCAAUUCAACAAACAUAUAGAUGCACAAUUCAUCUCUCUUCACUCUCUGCCCUUUAAUUUCUCGCUCGUGAUCUCUGUCUCCUACCUGUAACAUGUAAUUAUGAAUCGUAAUUAGCAAAUCAAUUUUUAAAAGCCGUUUGCGAAAGGCAAUUAUUUUUAUGACCAAUCAGAUCCUUAGGCAGCCCUUGAAAAGUCUUUACAUAUAUAUAUAUAUAUAUAAAAUAUUAGAGUAAAAGCAAAUUGCACCCGGGUGCAAACCUAAAUGUACCAAAAAAGAAGAAACUUCUCUUUCUUUGUAUACACAUCAUAAUCAUAUACACAAUAACAACAAUUAUGGCUGCUCUUUCUCAGCUCUUAGCUCAUAUCUACACCAUGACUCUAGUCUUCUUCACCAUUCUCAUCCUCGAACUCGUAAUCUUCGUACGCUCCAUAACCGACACAAUCUCCGAUUCCGGCCGCGGCCGCCCCAUCACCACCAAGCAAUACCUCAAACUCAUCGACGAAAAAAACCCCGUCAGCCGGUUCAAAACCGCCUCAAUCAACCCGGCCGGUUUUUCCGAUACCUGUGCGGUUUGUUUAUCGGCAUUUGAAGACGGCGAACAAGUACGGAAGUUGAAAUGCAAGCAUAUUUUUCAUAAGGAUUGUUUGGACACGUGGCUCCAACAGGAUUCUGCCACGUGUCCGCUCUGCCGGAAUAAGGUGCUGCCGGAAGAAAUUGUGGUUAAAUUCCGGCAGCACCGUAACCAGCAGACGGAGUAUGAAGGAAGUGAUGAGGAGCUCAUUUUUUUGUUAUCUGCAUUACAUGGUAAUUAUAUUCGUAGAUUUUUGUAAAUUUUUUUUUUAAAAUUUUUGUACAUAAAAAGAUUUAGAAUAUUAGAAAAGGAAAAUAAUUAGUAAAAUAAUUGAGUGUGCUUCAUAUACUUGGGGCUUUCUGAUUGGUUAA